Molecule: messenger RNA, 592 nt
Organism: Ochotona princeps (American pika)
Lineage: Eukaryota; Metazoa; Chordata; Mammalia; Lagomorpha; Ochotonidae
Product: small ribosomal subunit protein uS3-like
Exons: 2
Coding region: 1-531 (176 amino acids)
Biological process (GO): translation; positive regulation of apoptotic signaling pathway
Cellular component (GO): cytosolic small ribosomal subunit; nucleus
Molecular function (GO): structural constituent of ribosome
Source: RefSeq, a predicted model, not a curated record
AUGCCUGCAUCCAGGGCCUGCAUCCCCGAGGGCAGCACGGAGCUGUAUGCUGAAAAGGUGUCCACGAGAGGCCUAUAUGCCAUUGCCCAGGCAGAAUCCCAGCGCUACAAACUGCUGGGAGGGCUUGCUGUGCGGAGGGCCUGCUAUGGCGUGCUGCGCUUCAUCAUGGAGAGCAGAGCCAAAGGCUGUGAGGUCAUGGUCUCUGGAAAGCUCCGAGGACAAAGGACCAAGUCCAUGAAGUUUGUGGAUGGCCUGAUGAUCCACAGUGGGGACCCCAUGAACUAUCAUGUCGACACAGCCGUUCGCCACGUGCUGCUCAGACAGGGUGUUCUGGGCAUCAAAGUGAAGAUCAUGCUGCCCUGGGACCCAAGUGGCAAGAUUGGUCCUAAGAAGCCCAUGCCUAAACCCAUGCCUGACCACGUGAGCAUUGUGGAACCCAAACAUGAGAUCCUGCCAACCACCCCCAUCUCAGAGCAGACGGGUGGGAAGCCAGAGCCGCCUGCUAUGCCCCAGCCAGUCCCCACAGCUUAACAGGGUCUCCUUGGCAGCUGUAUGGCAUUUGGAUGAUACUUUGUAAAAAAUCUUUAAUAAA